AUGACUGGCUCCAUCGCGGCGCGUCAAGCGGUCAUGCUCGAGUUCGCAACGCUCGGAGCUUCGUCCACGUGUCCUCUCGGCAUGUACGUGCUGCCCACAAGCGACGAUGUCUUCAGUACGUGCAGGACUCGUAUUUUUCGCCGAAGCGCUGCCUGGACUAAAAUGCCUAUGGAGCCUGUCUGGCAGCAUGGCAGUGUGUCUUGUUCAUUCAUCGGGGCUACUUCCGCGACUCGGUCCUCAGAUUCUCCAUGACAAUGGCACCCACGUACCCGUCCCGCCUCCCUCCUACGAUCACAUUUAGCACCAACGUGUUCCACCCUCUAGUCGAUCCAGCAACAGGCCGAUUCCACCUCGGCGAUCGAUUCAGCCCUUGGACUCCCGGGCGCGACUACCUCUUUCACGUGCUGCACCACGUCAAGAAUGCGUUCAAGAGGGAAGGUCUCGAUGCGGUGCAGCAAGAGAACUGCGGAAAUCCCGAAGCCUGGAAGAUGUGGGUGUCGGCCCUCUCCGAUGUCGAUCACUGAUUUGCCCCUCCACGUGCCCGAUUCAGCCCCUGACCAAAGACUCUGAAUAUGAAUACUCUCGCUACUGGUCGCAGAUACCAUGACCAGACGGCUCUAUUCGCCAAGUUAGCGUCACAGACAUCGGCGCUGUCCAUCACCCCCGAAUCACUAUACACACCAAGCUCGUCCUACGCAAAUUCGAUCCGGUUUGACCCCCUUCGGUCCAUCUCGUUUCGACCGCUCGAGGAAGGCGAGGAAGAGAUCCUCACUCGGAGACUUGAGGACGAAGCGAAGGCCAAGAUCAGCAGUUGA
Molecule: messenger RNA, 815 nt
Organism: Microbotryum saponariae
Lineage: Eukaryota; Fungi; Basidiomycota; Microbotryomycetes; Microbotryales; Microbotryaceae
Source: the annotation of a GenBank genome assembly